Messenger RNA from Cercopithifilaria johnstoni, 552 nucleotides. The record is from the annotation of a GenBank genome assembly. NCBI's taxonomy places the organism in Eukaryota, Metazoa, Nematoda, Chromadorea, Rhabditida, Onchocercidae.
AUGAAAAUAGAAAAUUGGUGGUUACGCUCACGUGACGGACGUUUCGAUGAAACCGCUGAUGCACUGAAGAAACAUAUGGUAUUUCGAAAAGCAUGGGAUCUCGAUAAUUUAUCCAAUUGGAAAGCACCUGAAAUUUUAGAGAAAUACUGUGGUUAUGGAUUCUUAUCAGAUAAAGAUGGUUUUCCCAUACUUAUGUCUUUGUUGGGUAAUAUGGAUGUUGAAGGAAUGUUGAAAUCGGUGCAAUCCAGUGACUACAUCAAAUAUUCUCUUGCUGCAAUUGAACGGGGUAUGCGAUUAUGCGGCGAUAAAUCCAAAGAGACUGGACAUGCAUUCGAGCAAAUGAUGAUUGUUUUUGAUUUGGAUCAUAUCAGUAGUGCGCAUUAUUCAUGUAAAGCAUUUGCAUCAUCUUUUACAACACUUAUACUACUUUUUCAAGAGCACUAUCCAUUGGUACUUAAAAAAGUUCUUAUAAUUCGAGCACCUGAAAUGGCCAGGCUUGCAUUUAAUACGAUGACCGCAUUUUUAAAUGAUAAAAUACAGGUAAAAUUUUAA